Messenger RNA from Pteronotus mesoamericanus, 6906 nucleotides. RefSeq names its product protein tyrosine phosphatase receptor type Q (gene PTPRQ). Lineage: Eukaryota; Metazoa; Chordata; Mammalia; Chiroptera; Mormoopidae. Gene Ontology annotation, biological process: peptidyl-tyrosine dephosphorylation involved in inactivation of protein kinase activity. The transcript has 45 exons. Gene Ontology annotation, cellular component: signaling receptor complex. The coding region runs from base 1 to 6906 and encodes 2301 amino acids. Gene Ontology annotation, molecular function: protein tyrosine phosphatase activity; protein binding. The record is from RefSeq and is a predicted model, not a curated record.
AUGAUGGAUAUUCUUAUCAUUUUUUUCUUAGUUUUUAUUGGAACUUCAGAGACACAGGUUGAUGUUUCUAAUGCUGUUCCUGGUACUAGAUAUGAUGUAACCAUCUCUUCCAUUUCUGCUACAACAUAUAGCUCACCUGUUAGUAGAACAGUGACAACUAAUGUAACCAAACCAGGGCCUCCAGUCUUCCUAGCAGGAGAAAGAGUGGGAUCUGCUGGGAUUCUUCUGUCUUGGAACACACCCCCUAAUCCAAACGGAAGGAUUCUCUCCUACGUUGUGAAGUAUAAGGAGGUUUGCCCAUGGAUGCAAACAGUAUAUACACAAGUUAGAGCAAAGCCAGACAGUCUGGAAGUUCUUCUUACUAAUCUUAAUCCUGGAACAACAUAUGAAAUCAAGGUUGCUGCUGAAAACAGCGCUGGCAUUGGAGUGUUUAGUGAUCCAUUUCUCUUCCAAACUGCAGAAAGUGCUCCAGGAAAAGUGGUGAAUCUCACAGUCGAGGCCUUUAACUAUUCAGCAGUAAACCUGAUUUGGUAUUUACCUCGGCAACCAAAUGGCAAAAUUACCAGUUUCAAAAUUAGUGUCAAACACGCCAGAAGUGGGAUAGUGGUGAAAGAUGUCUCAAUCCGAGUGGAGGACAUUUUAACAGGGAAAUUGCCAGAAUGCACUGAGAGUAAUGAAUCUUUUUUAUGGAGUACAACCAGCCCUACUCCGACUCUCAGCAGAGGCACACCUCCGUCACGCACCACAUAUUCAUCGAGCCCCUUGGCACGAAGUAAGAUAAGCUCCGUAUGGAAAGAGCCUAUCAGUUUUGUAGUGACACAUUUGAGACCUUAUACGACAUAUCUUUUUGAAGUUUCUGCUGUUACAACGGAAGCGGGUUAUAUUGAUAGUACAAUUGUCAGAACACCAGAAUCAGUGCCUGAAGGACCACCACAAAACUGUGUAACAGGCAACAUCACAGGAAGGUCCUUCUCAGUUUCAUGUGACCCACCACCUAUAGUAACUGGGAAAUUUAGUUACAGAGUUGAAUUAUAUGGGCCAUCAGGUCGGAUUUUGGAUAACAGCACAAAAGACCUUAAGUUUGCAUUCACUAACCUAACACCAUUUACAAUGUAUGAUGUGUACGUUGCAGCUGAAACCAGUGCAGGGAUUGGUCCCAAAUCAAAUAUUUCAAUAUUCACUCCCCCAGAAGUUCCAGGUGCAGUAUUUGAUUUACAGCUGGCAGAAGUAGAAGCCACAUACAUAAGAAUUACUUGGAAGAAACCACGACAACCAAAUGGAAUCAUUAGUCAAUACCGAGUGAAAGUGCUAGUUUCAGAGACAGGAAUAAUUUUGGAAAAUACUUUGCUCACGGGAAAAAAUGAGUAUGUAAGCAACCCCAUCAUUCCAGAAACUGUGAACACAGUAGAUUCAAUGGCAGAAUUAUUUGAGGGUUCAGCAGAGAUAUCUUCUGACCUGUACGCAAUUGCUUCAGUUAUGUAUAACAAUUAUCCACGUAACAAAUUUCCUGCGAGGAAUAGAGUUGAAGACCAGCAUUCAACAGUUGGAACUACAUGGAACCAGCAUAUCACUGACAUUGCUGCUGAACAGCUGUCUUACGUUAUCAAGAGACUCGUACCUUUCACUGAGCACAUGAUUAGUGUAUCUGCUUUCACCAUCAUGGGAGAGGGACCACCAACGGUUCUCAAUGUGAGGACACUUGAGCAAGUGCCAAGCUCCAUUCAAAUUAUAAACUAUAAAAAUAUUAGUUCUUCAUCUAUUUUGUUAUAUUGGGAUCCUCCAGAAUACCCCAAUGGAAAAAUAACUCAUUAUACAAUUUAUGCAAUGGAACUGGAUACAAACAGAGCUUUCCAGAUGACUACUGUAGAUAACAGCUUUCUCAUAACAGGGUUAAAGAAAUACACAAAAUAUAAAAUGAGGGUGGCUGCUUCAACCCAUGUUGGCGAAAGUUCUUUGUCUGAAGAAAAUGACCUCUUUGUGAGAACUCCAGAAGAUGAACCAGAAUCAUCGCCUCAAGAUGUGGAAGCUACUGAUGUUACGGCAAAUGAAAUAAGUUUGAAGUGGUUACCACCUGAGAAACCCAAUGGGAUUAUUGUUGCUUAUGAAGUUCUCUAUAAAAAUAUAGAUACCUUAUUCAUGAAAAACACCUCAACAACAAAUAUAAUUUUAAGGGACUUAAAACCUUACAGCCUCUAUAACAUUUCUGUAAGGUCUUACACCAGAUUGGGUCAUGGCAAUCAGUUAUCUUCUUUACUCUCCAUAAGAACUGCUGAGACUGUGCCUGAUAGUGCACCAGAAAAUAUUACUUACAAAAAUAUUUCUUCUGGAAAGAUUGAAAUAUCAUUCCUUCCCCCAAGUAGUCCCAAUGGAGUAAUACAAAAAUAUACAAUUUAUCUCAAGAGAAGUAAUGGAAAUGAGGAAAGAACUAUAGAUACAACCUCUUUGACCCAGAGCAUUGAAGGACUGAAGAAAUAUACCCAAUAUAUGAUUGAGGUGUCUGCUAGUACGCUCAAAGGUGAAGGAGUUCGGAGUGCACCCAUAAGUGUACUAACAGAAGAAGGUGCUCCUGAUUCUCCCCCCCAUGACUUCUCUGUAAAACAGUUGUCUGGUGUCACGGUGAAGUUGUCAUGGCAACCACCGCUGGAGCCAAAUGGAAUUAUCCUCUAUUACACAGUUUAUGUCUGGGAUAGGUCAUCAUUAAAAACUAUUAAUGUAACUGAAACAUCGUUAGAGUUUUCAGAUUUGGACUACAAUGUUGAAUAUAGUACAUAUGUAACAGCUAGCACCAGAUUUGGUAAUGGGAAAACAAGAAGCAAUAUUAUUAAUUUUCGAACACCUGAGGGAGUACCGAGUGAUCCUCCCAAAGAUGUUCAUUAUGCAAAUAUCAGUUCUUCAUCAAUAAUUCUCUUUUGGACGCCACCUUCAAAACCUAAUGGGGUUAUACAAUAUUAUUCUGUUUAUUACAGAAAUACUUCAGGUACUUUUGUGCAGAAUUUUACACUCCAUGAAGUAACCAAUGACUUUGACAAUAUGACCGUAUCUGCAAUAAUAGAUAAAUUGGCAAUAUUCAGCUACUAUACAUUUUGGGUAACAGCAAGUACUUCAGUUGGAAAUGGGAAUAAAAGCAGUGACAUAGUUCAAGUAUACACAGAUCAAGACAUACCUGAAGGGCCUGUUGGAAACCUGACUUAUGAGUCCAUUUCGUCAACUGCCAUAAAUGUAAGCUGGGGCCCACCUUCUCAACCAAACGGUGUAGUCUUCUACUAUGUUUCUCUGAGCUUACAGCAGACUCCUCGCCACGUAAGACCACCUCUAGUUACAUAUGAGACGAGCAUGUAUUUUGAUAAUCUGGAAAAAUACACUGAUUAUAUAUUAAAAAUCACUCCAUCAACAGAAAAGGGAUUCUCUGAUAUCUAUACUGCCCAGCUACACAUCAAAACUGAAGAAGAUGUCCCAGAAACUUCACCAAUAAUCAACACUUUUAAAAACCUUUCCUCUACCUCAGUUCUCUUAUCAUGGGAUCCCCCAGUAAAACCAAAUGGUGCAAUAAUAAGUUAUGAUUUAACUUUACAAGGACCAAAUGAAAAUUAUUCUUUCAGUACUUCUGAUAACUAUAUAAUAUUGGAAGAGCUUUCACCAUUUACAUUAUAUAGCAUUUUUGCUGCUGCAAGAACUGUAAAAGGACUCGGUCCUUCCAGUAUUCUUUUCUUUUACACAGAUGAGUCAGUGCCUUUAGCACCUCCUCAAAAUUUGACUUUAAUCAACUACACUUCAGACUCUGUGUGGCUGAAAUGGCGCCCGAGUCCUGUCCCAGGCGGUAUUGUUAAAGUAUAUAGUUUUAAAAUUCAUGAACAUGAAACUGAUACUAUAUUUUAUAAGAAUAUUUCAGGCUUUCAAACUGAGGCCCAGCUUGUUGGGCUGGAACCUGUCAGCACGUACUCUGUCAGCAUAUCUGCCUUCACCAAAGUGGGAAAUGGCGACCAAUUUAGUAAUGUACUCGAAUUCACAACCCGAGAAUCAGUUCCAGAUGUUGUACAGAACAUAGAGUGUGUGGCAACUAGCUGGCAGUCCGCUUUAGUGAAGUGGGACCCACCCAAAAAGGCUAAUGGAAUAAUUGUUCAUUAUCUGAUAACUGCUGAAAGAAAUUCUACUAAAGUUCCUCCCCAAGAUCACAUGUAUACUUUCACGAAACUUCUUGCCAAUACCUCGUAUGUCUUUAAAAUAAGAGCUUCAACUUCAGCUGGUGAAGGCGAUGAAAGUACUUGCAACAUCAGCACUCUACCUGAAACAGUUCCCAGCGUUCCUACAAAUAUUGCUUUUUCUAAUGUUCAGUCAACUAGUGCAACAUUGACAUGGAUGAGGCCUGACACUAUCUUUGGUUACUUCCAAAAUUACAAGAUUACCACUCAGCUUCGGGCUCAGAAAUGCAGGGAAUGGGAGUCUGAAGAAUGUAUUGAAUCUCAAAAAGUUCAAUACCUCUAUGAAGCUGACCUAACUGAAGAGACAGUGUAUGGAUUAAAGAAAUUUAGAUGGUACAGAUUCCAAGUGGCUGCCAGCACCAAUGCCGGCUAUGGCAACGCUUCAGGUUGGAUAUCUACACAAACCCUGCCUGGCCCUCCAGAUGGUCCUCCUGAAAAUGUGUAUGUAGUAGCAACAUCACCUUUUAGCAUCAACAUCAGUUGGAGUGAACCUGCUGUCAUUACUGGACCAACAUUCUAUCUGAUAGAUGUCGAAUCGGUAGAUAGUGAUGAAUUUAAUAUUUCCUUAAUCAAGUCAAAUGAAGAAAAUAAAACCAUAGAAAUUAAAGAUUUAAAAAUAUUCACAAGGUAUUCUGUGGUGAUCACUGUAUUCACUGGAAACGUGAGUGCUGCAUAUACAGAAGGAAAGUCGAGUGCUGCAGUGAUUGUUACUACUUUAGAAUCAGUCCCUAAGGAUCCGCCUAACAACAUGACAUUUCAGAAGAUACCAGAUGAAGUUACAAAAUUUCAGUUAACAUUCCUUCCUCCUUCUCAACCCAAUGGAAAUAUCCGAGUAUAUCAAGCUCUAGUUUACCGAGAAGAUGAUCCUACUGCUGUCCAGAUUCACAACCUCAGUAUUAUCCAGAAAACUGACACGUCCGUCAUUGCAAUGUUAGAAGGACUAAAAGGUGGACAUACAUACAAUAUCAGUGUUUAUGCAAUCAAUGGUGCUGGUGCAGGGCCAAAGGUUCAGAUGAGAAUAACCAUGGAUAUUAAAGCUCCAGCACGACCAAAAACCAAGCCAACCCCUAUUUAUGACGCCACAGGGAAAUUGCUUGUGACUUCAACAACAAUUACAAUCAGAAUGCCAAUAUGUUACUACAAUGAUGAUCAUGGACCAAUCAAAAAUGUGCAAGUGCUUGUAGCAGAAGCUGGAGCUCAGCAUGAUGGAAAUGUAACAAAGUGGUAUGAUGCAUAUUUUAAUAAACCAAGGCCAUAUUUUACAAAUGAAGGCUUUCCUAACCCUCCAUGUACAGAAGGAAAGACAAAGUUUAGUAGCAAUGAAGAAAUCUACAUCAUAGGUGCUGAUCAUGCAUGUAUGAUUCCGGGCAAUGAAGACAAAAUUUGCAAUGGACCUCUGAAGCCAAAAAAGCAGUAUUUAUUUAAAUUUAGAGCCACAAAUAUCAUGGGACAAUUUACUGACUCUGAUUACUCUGACCCUGUUAAGACUUUAGGUGAAGGACUUUCAGAAAGAACUGUGGAGAUUAUUCUUUCAGUCACUUUGUGUAUCCUUUCAAUCAUUCUUCUUGGAACAGCUAUUUUUGCAUUUGCAAGAAUUCGCCAGAAGCAGAAAGAAGGUGGCACAUACUCUCCUCGCGAUGCAGAAAUUAUUGACACUAAAUUCAAGCUGGAUCAGCUCAUCACAGUGGCAGACCUGGAACUGAAGGAUGAGAGAUUAACGCGGUUACUUAGUUAUAGAAAAUCCAUCAAGCCAAUAAGCAAGAAAUCCUUCCUGCAGCAUGUUGAAGAGCUUUGCACAAACAACAACCUAAAGUUUCAAGAAGAAUUUUCGGAAUUACCAAAAUUUCUUCAAGAUCUUUCUUCAACUGAUGCUGACCUGCCCUGGAACAGAGCAAAAAACCGCUUUCCAAACAUAAAGCCAUACAAUAAUAACAGAGUGAAGUUGAUAGCUGAUGCUAGUAUUCCAGGAUCAGAUUAUAUUAAUGCCAGCUAUGUUUCUGGUUACUUAUGUCCAAAUGAAUUUAUUGCUACUCAAGGUCCAUUACCAGGGACAGUCGGGGACUUUUGGAGAAUGGUUUGGGAAACCAGAGCAAAAACAUUAGUAAUGCUAACACAGUGUUUUGAAAAAGGGCGGAUCAGAUGCCAUCAGUAUUGGCCAGAAGACAACAAACCAGUUACUGUGUUUGGAGACAUAGUGAUUACAAAGCUAAUGGAGGAUGUUCAAAUAGAUUGGACCAUCAGGGAUCUGAAAAUUGAAAGGCACGGGGAUUGCAUGACUGUUCGACAGUGUAACUUCACUGCUUGGCCUGAGCAUGGGGUUCCUGAAAACAGUGCCCCUCUCGUUCACUUUGUGAAGUUGGUUCGAGCAAGCAGAGCACAUGACACCACACCUAUGAUUGUUCACUGCAGUGCUGGAGUUGGAAGAACUGGAGUGUUUAUUGCCCUGGACCACUUAACACAACAUAUAAAUGAUCAUGAUUUUGUGGAUAUAUAUGGACUAGUAGCUGAACUGAGAAGCGAAAGAAUGUGCAUGGUGCAGAACCUGGCACAGUAUAUCUUUUUACACCAAUGCAUUCUGGAUCUCUUAUCAAGUAAAGGAAGUAAUCAGCCCAUCUGUUUUGUUAACUAUUCAGCACUUCAGAAGAUGGACUCUUUGGAUGCCAUGGAAGGUGAUGUUGAGCUUGAAUGGGAAGAAACCACCAUGUAA